CGCGCUACGGCUUCCCCUGCUUGCUUGCUAGAAUACUCUGGGUGGCUACGAAAGACAGUUAUAUUCGUCUCUGGUUCAAUCCGUUAUCUGAAGGUCUCGACAUCGUAAUAUUUGGAGCCCUCUCUUCCUUCGUAUAUCCUAAGCACCGGCCUACAGGGAAGGUUUCGAACUGGGAGUACGCUAUGGCAGUAUCUCCUUCCACGAAGAAGAUAAUUCUAGAUGUCGCUAUCUUCGUCGCUUCUCAAGCAGCCAUGUGGUAUACAGUCCAUUGGAUGCUCGAUUCUUACGGCUCACCGGAGCGUAAGAAGGAAGUGAAAGCGAAGCCACUGGAGGCAUUGAAGAAGCUCGGCCACAAAGACUUGAAACUAGAUGAAUAUGAGAAGACCAUCGCCUCUGAGGUCAUUCACCCAGACGAUAUCAACGUCCGUUUCUCCGACAUCGGUGGUCUGGACGACAUAAUUUCCUCCCUCCGCGAAUCCGUCAUCUUUCCCCUCCUCUACCCCGCCCUCUUCACCUCCUCCUCCACCCUCCUCACCGCCCCCAAAGGCGUCCUCCUGUACGGUCCUCCCGGCUGCGGAAAAACCAUGCUCGCCAAAGCCCUCGCCAAAGAGUCCGGCGCGACAUUCAUCAACAUCGCUGCCUCCGUGCUGACGAACAAGUGGUUCGGCGAGUCGAAUAAGCUCGUGGCGGGUUUGUUCAGUUUGGCGAGGAAGACGCAGCCAUGUAUUAUUUUUAUUGAUGAGAUUGAUAGUUUUUUGAGGGAGAGGAGUAAGGGUGAUCAUGAAGUCACGGCGAUGAUGAAGGCGGAAUUCAUGACACUCUGGGACGGCCUGCUCUCAGAAACGGACCGGAUAUUGAUUCUGGGUGCUACGAACCGAAUAAUAGAUAUCGACCCAGCGUUCAUCCGUCGAAUGCCUAAGCGAUUCGCGCUCUCGAGUCCAGACGUUAGGCAAAGAGAAAAGAUCCUUUCUCUCAUGCUCCAAGACGUCUCCCUCUCACCCAGCCUUUCCCUCCGCAAACUUGCCGAAUACGCAGACGGCCAAUCAGGCUCAGAUCUCAAAGAACUGUGUCGGAAUGCGGCGAUGAUGCCUGUGAGGGAGUACGUGAGAAAUUCAGGUGGUGAUCCAGAGAUCAUGAGAAAGGCGCAGGAGGAGGGCUUUGAACUACGACCGUUGAGGCUGGACGAUUUCUUGCAUGGACAGACGGAGGCUGGUGCUGGGCUUAGUGCAGGGGUGUUGAGCGUCGAUCAGUCGACGAUAGAUGACGAUGAGCUUGAGGGAGCAAAUUUGGACUGAGUGAGAGCGAGGCCUUGAUCCAGAGUAAGUUGGGAGUGGCCUGACGUGGUAGUAAGAGUUAGGUCGAUGGCAGCUGGUUUGAUAUGGUGAGAGGUACAUAUCGGAUGAGAUUCCAUUGUGUCCGUAUGGGUGUUUGCUUCGUGGUCUGAAUAUUAUAGAUGCGGUAAUCGCUCGUCUCUCC
Molecule: messenger RNA, 1476 nt
Organism: Stereum hirsutum FP-91666 SS1
Lineage: Eukaryota; Fungi; Basidiomycota; Agaricomycetes; Russulales; Stereaceae
Product: AAA-domain-containing protein
Exons: 9
Coding region: 183-1295 (370 amino acids)
Cellular component (GO): mitochondrial outer membrane
Molecular function (GO): ATP hydrolysis activity; ATP binding
Source: RefSeq, a predicted model, not a curated record